AUGGACAAAGCUCAAUCUUUUAUUAAAGAAUGUUUAUUCACAAAGAAUUUUGAUAACCCAAAUAAGCCGAUCGAUGAACAAAGAUUACAGCAAACAUUAUUGUUGAUGCCUACCGAUGGUGGGUUAUCUACUCGUCUGAAGAGAUACAAAAGUUCAACAAAGCUGACUGCCACUAAUAUCGAAGGUAAUUCCAAUAAUCAUAAACAUCCUAAUUAUAGAACUGUCAAUAAAAACUCAAAAAGUGCAUUGCGAAAUUACAUUAAUAAUUGUAAGGACGCCUCAAAAAGAGCUAAAAACAUAGCAAAAGAAAAUAAAAUUAACAAUCGUUCAGAUUUGAAUAAACUAUUACGAGAAAAAUAUAAAGAUCUAUUUGAUAAACUACCUCGUUAUGAAACAUUCCUACCCAUGUAUGAAGAUUUCUGGGUAGAGUAUAUAAAGGAUAUCCUUUCUCUCAGUUCUACUGUGGAAUCAGGUUCACGCCCAAGUAUUAAUGCAAAUACAUCGUUAAUGAAAUUAUCUAUGGCCGACUAUAAUGGUUCACUAUUAAAGAUAGUGAAAAGUAAAAAUAGGAAUAUGACAGGCAUCGAGGGUAUAGUUAUUUGGGAUAGUCAAAAAUCUUUUAUCAUGGUUACAGAGGGUGACUUAAUUGACGACGUAAAAUGUAUACCGAAAAAAGGUACUAUAUUUAGUUUUGAAAUACCUAUCAAUGAAGAAGAGGCAUUGCAGUAUUCUAUCUUAGGUGAUAGAUUUAAAUACAGAAGUGUCGAUAGAGCCAGUAGGAAAUUUAAGGCUCGUAGAUGUGAUGAUAUGUUGUAUCAGCUGCAUGGGGAAUUCAUAUGA
Messenger RNA from Maudiozyma barnettii, 840 nucleotides. It is a transcript of the gene POP4, whose product is annotated as RNase P/RNase MRP complex subunit. Gene Ontology annotation, molecular function: ribonuclease P RNA binding. The coding region runs from base 1 to 840 and encodes 279 amino acids. NCBI's taxonomy places the organism in Eukaryota, Fungi, Ascomycota, Saccharomycetes, Saccharomycetales, Saccharomycetaceae. The transcript has a single exon. Gene Ontology annotation, cellular component: ribonuclease MRP complex; ribonuclease P complex. The record is from RefSeq and is a predicted model, not a curated record. Gene Ontology annotation, biological process: tRNA 5'-leader removal; rRNA processing.